AAGAUUUUCGAGUUGCAGAACUUCGAUGGAGAGAAGAGAGAGAGGAGAGAAUUAAUGUCGAGCCGCUCUAAGUUGAGAACCUUAUUUAGUAUACCUACUCUCCUAGUAGCAAUGAAAGUAUUUUCAGAACCUGGAGUGCUACAGUGA
Messenger RNA from Haemonchus placei, 147 nucleotides. Lineage: Eukaryota; Metazoa; Nematoda; Chromadorea; Rhabditida; Trichostrongylidae. The record is from the annotation of a GenBank genome assembly.